AUGGCCGCCUCAAUAUACCAUGAAAACAGUGAAUAUGGGAGUGGGAGUGGGAUUAGCCGGCAAGACGUUGAAGCCGCCAUGGCUAAGGCGGUUGAGCUUAGGGCGCUUCACGCUUCUCUAAUGCAGGGUAAUAGCCCCUCGGCCGCCGCCAAUUUCAGUCUACGCUCGGCUUCCCCUGUUUCCCGUCACGCGCCGCCACAAUUUUCCGCCCAAGAUUACCCUGUUUUCACUCCGAGUUAUGAAGACGAGCCACCAUCAUUCUUUCCCCAAACACUACUCGAAAACCACAGUCGGAACUACACCGACAGCUGGACGGGCCCGGCCUUCCACGUGGCCAAUGCCGACGAGACCAUCCUAUCCGACUACCGAACCGCCGCCAACACGUCCUCAAGAAAAGGGCUGCCCUCCGAAUCGGACGCAUGGGGCGCACGCCCGGCCGCGGACGACCAAAUUUCAAUUUCCGGUUUUGCGCUCCGAGCCGCCUCCCCGGGACCCGACUGUACCAAGUCGAGGAGAAACAGUUUAGGAGAUGGAAAAAACGGCAAGAAAUCGAACAUCGUCGUCCCCCUCACCGACUCCCACUCCUCCCUCCACUCGCAUUCGAAGAGCAAAGGCCUCGUUGGCCUUUCGUGGCUUCUUCCGAGGGGUCUCAAGAAGAAGAACAACAAGAGCGAGAAUUCGCAAAUCGUGAAUUCGCGGCCGGACGACUUUGGGAUCUUAUCGAUUGACUCGUUAAGAUGCGAGCUGACGAGGGCGAAUGAGGACAAAAAUGCCGCAUUAAACGAGGUUUCGGAGAUGAAAUCGUCGGUCGGCGAGCUCAGCCAGAAAUUGGAGUACUUGGAGACGUAUUGCGAGGAGCUGAAAAAGGCCUUGAGGCAAGUCAAUAAUCAUCCUCAAAUGCCGGGAAGUAGUGGAAAAUCGGUUGGUGAAAGUUGUGAAGAUCAAAUGCCGGUGAGUAAAGAGGUCAUGGUCGAGGGGUUCUUGCAGGUUGUGUCCGAAGCAAGAUUAUCGGUAAAACAAUUCUGCAAGACUUUGAUCAAGCAAAUCGAAGAGAAUGAUCAUACGCUAAAGGAUAAUUUGAACUCCCUCCUUCAGCUGUACAAGCUGUCACUAAACUCGAAAUACUCGAAAGCCGUUCUGUACCAUUUGGAGGCCUUUGUGAACCAGUCUCUCUACCAAGAUUUCGAGAACUGUGUUUUUCAGAAAAAUGGGGCACCGAAGCUUUUGGACCCGCAGCAAGAACGCGUGGCCAAGUUCCAAAUGUUUGUUUCAUUGAGGAAUUUGAGCUGGAAUGAGGUUUUGAGGAAAGGUACAAAGUAUUACAGUGAGGAGUUUAGUAAGUUUUGUGACCAGAAAAUGAAUGGGGUUAUGGCCAUGCUCGGGUGGACCAGGCCGUGGCCCGAGCAGCUACUGCAGGCGUUUUUCGUGGCUGCAAAGUGCAUUUGGUUGGUGCAUUUGCUCGCGUUCUCGUUUAAUCCGCGUUUGGGCAUUUUGAGGGUCGACGAUAAUAUGCCGUUUGAGGCGAGUUACAUGGAGGACUUGUUUGGGGACAAGCAGAGGCCGCACGGGCCGGGUCGGGUCAAGGUCAUGGUGAUGCCUGGGUUUUAUGUGCAUGAUGAGGUGCUUAGGUGCAAGGUUCUUUGUAGAUAUAAGUCAGUUGUUUGA
Striga hermonthica is the source of this 1665-nucleotide messenger RNA. The record is from the annotation of a GenBank genome assembly. Lineage: Eukaryota; Viridiplantae; Streptophyta; Magnoliopsida; Lamiales; Orobanchaceae.